Rhagoletis zephyria (snowberry fruit fly) is the source of this 3128-nucleotide messenger RNA. RefSeq lists its product as uncharacterized. Lineage: Eukaryota; Metazoa; Arthropoda; Insecta; Diptera; Tephritidae. The record is from RefSeq and is a predicted model, not a curated record.
UAAGCCCCACUCACCUAACUUGUAAGCUAGCAUACGUGGCGCAUGCUGAUUGGUCAAGUAAAACGAAAACGAAAAAGGGGAGCAAUUUGGCAAAUCGGGAGCCGUAUGAUAAGAACGAAGCAGAACCGGAAUAGAAGGCAGAGCGACAAGACUAAAUUUUUUAAUUCUAUGAAAAGAGUGAAUUGGAAAAGUUAUAAACGAAUUAAAGAAUAAAAUACUUUUGGAAUUGCAAAAAAUUGUCGACCUUUUUUAACAUCUUAAAAAAUUUACUCUGCCUUCACUACGCGUUUCAACUUAAACAAAACUUCGUAUUGAAAAUCGCAAUGUCGCAAGCUACUACGAAUAUAGCUGAGGCUUCUAGUGUGCCGGCUAACUUCGCCGUUGGACCUGAUUUCACCGCCGCUGCUAAUCUAGCGGCUUCGACAAGCUAUCCCACUGCGCACAAUCCUGUCGCUCCAAACAAAAACUUGCUGAUACAGGGAGAGUAUGGAACUAAUAUUGGAGCUGCACAUCAACACGAUCCUGCGACUCAGCCCGAGAUCCUGGAUGCUCGCCUAUUUUCUGGAGCUCUUACAUCUGCUAAUCGGGUGCAUGCCAUGUCACCCAAUCAAAUACCGCUCCAAGAUAAUCGGCCAACUAGCCCCGCUAACUCCAUAAGCUCAAUCAGCUCGCAAGGGCUUCGUCGCCGGGCCGAACUGCUGCAUGAGCAGAGCGAAAUCUUAAGGCAAAGGGAGGCUCUACUAAGAGAGCAGCACAGCUUUCUGGAUCGUAUUGACGCAAUGGGUUUCGACGAUGACCUAGAUGAAAGGCAAUAUACAAUGCGUAGGCCUUCGACCUCAGUGCAGGGUUCAGCACCAAAUACAACGCAGACAAUGCAGCUACCUCCUAAUUUGGUUGCACCAUUCAAUAUAGCUGCUUCUGCUGCAAAUCCACCUGUCCUUCAAGGGGUUCCUCCACACGACACCGCCGUUUUAAGGACAUCAACUGUUCAACAUCAAGUGGGUGAUCUGUCAGCAUCUGUCCUUCAAUCCUUAUUGGACAGAAUACAGUCGCUCGAGCAGCAAUUACUAAAUAACUCGACACCCAAUAGAAGGGUGUCCUCCCCACAAUCGCAACCAGCGCAAACAACUUUUCCCAUAGCCGGGCACGUUAAUAGCUUAUCCUUCGGUGCUUCGGCUUAUCGCCGACUGACCAGAGACCAGGUCGCUUCUCGCAAAAGCCUUGCUACAGAGCUGCCCAAAUUUGAUGGCAAGCCAAGCGAGUGGCCGUUGUUUUACGCUACUUAUAACCAAUCGACAGAGGUUUGUGGAUUCUCUGAAGAAGAGAAUCUGCUAAGACUGCGGCAAGCAUUGGUAGGUACAGCGCGCAAUUCAGUUAAAAAUCUAUUGUUGCACUCCUCGUGCGUGCCUCAAAUUAUCGCUACCCUUCAAAUGCGAUUUGGACGACCAGAAUUGAUUAUCAGCGCUCUGCAGCGACAAAUUUGUAAACUGCCGUCACCGUCCGAAAGCCAGCUCGAAUCGAUUGUCGACUUCGCGGUAGAAGUGCAAAAUAUCUGUGCAACGAUGUCGGCAUCAGGCCUGACCAGUCAUUUGAACAAUCCCGAGUUUGAACAGAGGCUGGUUUCGAAACUGCCUGGGCUUUUACCAGCAUAUUGGGGAAUGCAUAAACGAAGCUUAGCGGUCUGUAAUUUACAACAUUUCAGCGAUUGGCUUUUCCAGCUAGCCCAAGGUGCUAAUUGCGUUCUUGUUCCAAAGGAGUCACCAAAAGUAUGCAAACGUGGCGCGAUUAACUAUCAUACUAAUUCGGUAAGAUGUAUCGUUUGCGAAGAAAAUUGCAGUGAUAUCUCUAAUUGUACCUCUUUCAAGAUAAUGCCACGAAGUCAAAAGUGGCAGGUAGUUCGCAAGUUGAAACUAUGUCAACGAUGCUUGGGGAAGCACCCCACAACUGGUUGUAAAUCGGCUGCAACAUGCAACGUUAAUGGUUGCACCCGCAGUCAUCAUCCCUUACUACACAACACAGAGUUUGUUGGUGCUGAAGCUGUACAAGCGUCCAAAAAUGUCAGGGCGAGCGUCUUAGCACAGCCUGCCAAUGUGAAUAUGCAUAGUUCUGGCAGAAGCAACACACUAUUUCGAGUACUCCCGGUAGUUCUACACUCGGGCCGUUGUAGAGUGCCAACCUAUGCCUUCAUAGAUGAUGGUUCGUCCCUCACACUCAUCGACGAAGAGCUGUUGAAAAAACUAAACGUAACAGGCACACCACAACCACUCUGCCUACGGUGGACUGGUGAUACACAUCGGUAUGAGGACGAGUCUGUCGUAGUCGACCUAGCCAUAUCCGCUAAAAACGGCGAUAAGAAAUUCGCGCUGAAAGGCGUUCGCUCAGUAAAAAAACUUGACUUGCCUAUCCAAUCACUUAACGCUGCCAAAUUGCAGUCGGAUUUCAAAUAUUUGAAAGGUUUGCCGUUGGAGUCAUAUUCAAAUGCCGCACCACAACUACUGAUUGGGUUAAAUAACGCUGCGCUUGGAUCUCCAAUCAAAUCUUUAUAUGGUGGCGAAAAUGAGCCAAUAGCAGAAAAGUCUAGACUUGGAUGGACAUUGAAAGGAUCGACACCUGAAAUCGGUGUCGAUACUGUACACCACGUCUAUCACAUUUGUAACUGCUCUGCCCAAGCUGAGCUGCUUCAAAUAACUAAAGCGUACAUUUGCCUUGAUAAUUUAGGCGUGUCAGCCAAACCUGCUGCUUUAUUGUCCAAAGAAGACGUCAUCGCUUUGGAGCAGCUACAACAACAUACCGUGCGAGUCGGCUACCGUUUCGAGACCAGUUUAUUAUGGAAACAUCCGUAUACUCAGCUCCCCGAUAGCCUUCAAAUGGCCUUAUUUCGGGCGCAAUGUCUACGUAGGAAGAUGCAACGCGACCAUAACUUAGCUGAGGUGCUUCAACAAAAGAUCAACGAUUAUAUCCAAAAGGGGUACGCCAGACGUUUGACACCACUCGAUGCUGCCGUUGAAAGAUACUGGUAUUUGCCGAUUUUUGCUGUAACAAACCCUAACAAACCUGGGAAGGUUCGAUUAGUCUGGGACGCAGCCGCGAAGGUUAAUGGUGUGUCCUUGAAUAGCAUGUUGCUCUAA